GACCGAGCGGAAAUGCGCUUGUAAACCUGUUGGUGUCGCUUCCUGUCCUGGGUGGUGCCUUCAAACUUUCUUACUCGACUUCAUUCCUGUGUGUGGCAAUGAGUGAAUGGAGAAAACUGGUCGUAUAAAAGCUGAACAAGUGUUGUUUUGAACGGAGUCGUUUAUUUGACUCAUCUUGAUACAUUUCGCGCGGAGGGAGAGUAAAUAUCGAGUUAAAGUCAUGCAGGCCAUCAAGUGUGUGGUCGUCGGGGACGGAGCUGUGGGUAAAACAUGUCUGCUGAUCAGCUACACAACCAAUGCCUUUCCUGGAGAAUACAUCCCCACAGUAUUUGACAAUUACUCUGCGAAUGUGAUGGUGGAUGGGAAACCAGUGAAUCUGGGUCUCUGGGAUACAGCAGGACAGGAGGAUUAUGACAGACUUCGUCCCCUGUCGUACCCUCAAACGGACGUGUUUCUCAUCUGCUUCUCCCUUGUGAGUCCUGCCUCUUUUGAGAAUGUUCGUGCAAAGUGGUAUCCAGAAGUGAGGCACCACUGUCCAAACACUCCAAUCAUCCUGGUAGGAACCAAGCUUGAUCUGAGAGACGAGAAGGACACUAUUGAGAAACUGAAGGAGAAGAAGCUCACUCCCAUCAGCUUCCCUCAGGGCCUGGCCAUGGCCAAAGAGAUCGGAUCUGUGAAGUAUCUGGAGUGCUCAGCGCUCACGCAGCGCGGCCUUAAGACGGUGUUUGACGAGGCCAUCCGUGCCGUGCUCUGCCCUCCCCCUGUCAAGAAGAAUAGCAGGAAAUGCCUGCUGCUCUAGAGCUCUGAGGAAAGAUUGCUAUGAUCCAAACUGUAUUUCUAAGGGAAGAAGUUAGAAAUGAGACCAUGUUUUCAUUUUUCACAUCUUCCUUUGUAAUUACCAGUACAACUUUAUACCUUCACAAAACUUUUAUCAAUCGAUGUAGUAAAAAUCUAUCCCCUACCCAUCUCCCUUAGACAGACACGUACUAUUGGAUGACCUGCGACCUUUGACUAAUGGAUAUUAACUUUUAGAUGGUUAACAGUGUCCUGAAGUUGGUUCCUUCCAUUGAGAACCUGUAAGGUUUGUUUACAGUCUUUGUUUGAAAGAAAUGAAGAUCCUGCCAAAUAGCACUACAUUAGGAUGGGGCGGUACUGAGUCCACCACAUGUGUUGCUUUUUUUUUCCCCCUAAAGGGCUGCAACCAUUUGGCAAACCAGAGUAACUGUUGGCUGCUGUGAAGCAUAUGCAAUGUCUUGUGGUUUAACCCAUUUUUCUGAAGUGAUAAAGUUAAGUCAGCUGACCUCGCACCUGUUCCUGAAACAUGAGGUUCUGUUAAUGGAAGGAUGAGGUGUCCGAACAGAUUUUUAUACUUGCGUGCACACUAUCUGCCAUUUGUUUUGGGGAGGUUAUACUGUAAUUUAAGGCCACACUAAUUAUACACAAAAACAUGUCCUAGCCACAUUUCACUCCUAAAUUUUUAGAAAACAUAUUUUUAAACAUAAAAAAAAAAUGAAGCCUCUUUUUAGGACCUUUCAUCACAAUUAGUUUCCCUUUUUCUUUUACAUUUUAAGGAUUUUUUUUUUUUUUUUUUGUAUAAAUUGUACUAUAAUAUUUUACUGUAAUGAGAACUUUGAUUUGGGAAAAUGGGUUUAAUUGUAAUUGAAUGUCAUAAUAUAUCAUAAUGCAUGAUCCUUUAUUUUUGUGUAAUCAAAGUAUAAUUUCCAUCUUUCUUCUGAGGUGAAACAUGGCCAGGAAAUGUUUUGUUGGUCCCAGUAUGUCUAGAAGUCUCAGAAUGGGCAGAACUAGUUUUAGUCCCCAAAUAUCAGCGUUCAACAAAGGCUUUUUAAAACAUCUAAUGGAUCACAUGGGACAAUUAGUGUCUAUCUUAAUUUAGCGGUAUUUGAACACCUUGAUGCUUUUUGGGCAUUUAUAAUACUCCAUCUACAGCCAUAUCUAUUUUUUUAACAACACACUUUUCGAAACUCUCUUCUUUUUGACACUUUUUAUAUUUGCUAAUGUUACAAAAAGAAAGACUACUGUCGAAGUGUACACUACAGGAAUUAGUUCAUGUGAAGUAAGUUUUCUGUUGAUGCGGUUUAUUCCACUUACGUUUUACUUCUUACUGUACUUGUAACUGUCAAAUGUGUUUAUAUUCUGAAAUCGAUUGCUUAUUGAUUUGAGCAGCACAUCAUGUAUAAGGUAUUCUGACUUUUAACACUUUUACUUGAACUGUCCCGAGGCACAAAUACAGAAUAUGCGUCAUUUUUGAUCACCCUAUCGCGCGAUUUCUAUCUGCACCGUUAUAGCCAGAUUGUAACCCUGUUUUUAGGGGUAUUCAUUAUGUCACUUGUUUUACAGAGAUAUUGAAACAUAAUAAAUUUAUUGAUUAAAUCCUAAAAA
Messenger RNA from Cyprinus carpio (common carp), 2400 nucleotides. Its product is annotated as ras-related C3 botulinum toxin substrate 1-like. The record is from RefSeq and is a predicted model, not a curated record. Gene Ontology annotation, cellular component: dendritic spine; plasma membrane; cytoplasmic vesicle. Gene Ontology annotation, biological process: regulation of cell shape; cortical cytoskeleton organization; establishment or maintenance of cell polarity. Gene Ontology annotation, molecular function: GTP binding; protein kinase binding; GTPase activity. Lineage: Eukaryota; Metazoa; Chordata; Actinopteri; Cypriniformes; Cyprinidae.